AUGUCGUGGAAAACUUGGCAAUCAACGUCAUGGGCAUCCAAUUCGCACUCUUCCAACAACAACAGCUGGACCACUUCGGGAUGGCAAACUCCUGAGAAGAGGAAGAGUGAAUGGAGUGAGCAACAACAGUGGGACUACGGAUCCCCAACUGGAGUGCCCUUUGUUGAAGGGUUGCCGGAUGAGUUUAAGCCAGACAAAACUCAUCUAGACACCAAGGAGAUCUACGGUAAGACCAUGUUGAGAUGCGUAGCGGCUACAAGCUGGGCAACAAAAUAUCGCCUGGCAGGCCGUGAACUUGCUGAUUUGCGUGUCACUGACUUAGUAUGGAAGGGAUGGAGAAACAACCAUCUCCGCGCGUUAAGCCAUGGACAAUAUGUUUCAGUCGUCAUCGCACGCCGUGUUAGCGAGUCUGUACUUACGUCACAGUUUCUCAGUUCUGUGAGAGAAAGCCGAUGGGACCUCGAUGAGGUUUCUGCUGAAUACUGUAGACAGAAUCCAGACAAAGUCUCCAUCAAGAGCUCUAUGAGCUCGGACGAGGUAAAGGCAGCUAGAACUCUUGCGUUGUCCAAUCAUAUCAUUGAUACGCUUCGUCCUUUUGCUGGAAGUGCUUCGGGUUCAUCGUCUUUUGCAGAUCAGAGUCAGCGAAUUGCAGACCUUCAGGCCCAAUUGGAAGCUGAAAAGGCUAAGAAUUCUACUUCUAACCCUGCAGCCAUGAAUCAGCCUCCUGCCAAGCGCAUGCGAUUAUGCAGUAAAACUGCUGCAAUCAAUGCACUGCCGAUUCAAGCCCCAGUGGCAGAUCCUACGCAAGAGCUUGUGGAUAAGGCUUUGGAUCCUGAUGCCAUUAUCAAUUCCCGAGUUUUCCAUGAAAUUCCUACUCAAGGGGUGGCCAAGUCGAACAUCUCCAAGUGGCUGAAGAAUGUUAAGUCCAAAGUGGGCCCGGAAAAGGCCCAAACCAUUGAGAAAGCCUUGGAGCUAUCUCAGCAGCUUCAUGCACAACUGGAUCCUAUGGUUGUGCAACGGCUUCGUGACAAGUGUGCUCAGAUCGGAUUGCCGGUACAGUGGGCAACCAAGAUCAAAGAGCCCGAGAUUUAUCAAGGAGGCAUGCAGUGCUACAACGCUGAACGCGUACUACGGAGUGCUCAGGUCUAUGAGCAGCUGAACAUGUAUGUGUCCCAAGCUAGCGUCUUCCUUCAGGAGUCAACCAAGAGAUCUUUUCUCAACAAGUACAAAUGGGGAAUCAAUCUUCGUACUAGCAGUCUUCCCAUUGCGUAUCUUUUAUUCAAGCGCAAGAAGCAGUAUCGCGUGGCUCGCCCCAUUAUCAGCUACAGCUUCUUUGUGUAUGCUCGCUUGUUUCGAGCCACAUCUAUUGUCUUGGACCUACUCAUCCGAGAUGUAUGUCCCUUAUCGUUUGGACUCGCAACAUUACCGCAAAUGUUAGGACAGCUGACAGCCUUUAUGCAACAACUACCUGAUGACUUUUCUGCUGAGGUACAUAAUCAAGACCUUAUUGGUUUCUUUACGUCCAUACCUGUGCAACGAAUACUGGACAGUGUUGGUGAAGUGGUUCAACGCUAUGUUCGCAAACAUCGUGCUGACAUUACCCAGGAUGUGUUCUCAGUUCGCUUGGAUUUGCAAGAUUCCAAGCUACGGGUAUGGAAAGGUCGUCCACGCAAAGGCGCCCAGAAGACGUAUUUGGUGUAUCUACAAGACAUUGUGGCGAUCUGUCGUCUUAGUUGCGAAUGCAGCGUUUUCACAGUUAUGGGUAAAGUUUUUCGACAACAGCGAGGAGCAACUAUAGGCAAUCAAAUCUCUCUUAUGCUUGCGAACCUUACCGUAUCGCUAUUAGAACAACGUUACAUGGAGGAGCACCAGCAUGUCUUUCGGCGAGUACCGCAUUUCUAUUGCGUGCGGUAUGUGGACAAUAGGUUGCUUAUCUGUAGUGCCGAUCACUCGCAUUACUCAGUCUUGCAGCACUUAUUCUCGGAUAUGUUUUACGAGUCGCCAGUUGAGCUUGAGCAAGUCAUCUCUAACGACGCCGACCAGGAAUUCCUAGGCUUCGACUUCAUCUCUGUUGAAUCUAGACUUCACCUACUGAUCAGAGACGAGCCCUGGAAAAUCAGACUUCCACAAAGUGCAGGACCUCUACAUCAAAAGCUUGCUGCUUUCACUUCGAAGAAACUGAGCAUCCUUCGUCAUGUUUGGCCUCCUGAAGAUCGUGUAGAUCAGCUUAGACUUCUCACACAGUUGUUUUUGAAGGCGGACUUUGACCCAGCGUUACUUCGCUAG
Messenger RNA from Symbiodinium sp. CCMP2592, 2286 nucleotides. The record is from the annotation of a GenBank genome assembly. Lineage: Eukaryota; Dinophyceae; Suessiales; Symbiodiniaceae.